Trichoderma reesei QM6a is the source of this 2034-nucleotide messenger RNA. RefSeq lists its product as uncharacterized. The record is from RefSeq and is a predicted model, not a curated record. NCBI's taxonomy places the organism in Eukaryota, Fungi, Ascomycota, Sordariomycetes, Hypocreales, Hypocreaceae. The transcript has 9 exons. The coding region runs from base 1 to 2034 and encodes 677 amino acids.
AUGCCUCAACCUACGCGGACCCAGAGAGGCGCCGGAAGAGGAACACGAGAGCUUCAUGCUGGGGAUCCGACGAUCGUCAUCGGCAUAGAUUUUGGAACAACCUUUUCAGGCGUGGCAUGGGCCAGAUCAACCCGACCAGACCACGUCGACAUCAUAACGAGCUGGAAGUCCACCUUCAACUUCAACAGCGACAAGGAAAAGGUCUCAACCUCAAUCUCCUACACCGAGGAGGAACAGCCACCUCUCUGGGGCUACGCCGCCCCUAUCGGAGAAUCUACUCUUCGGUGGUUCAAGCUGUGUCUUUUGGAUGAAGAAGAUAUACCACAGUACCUACGGGAGUCGACCCAUCUCCAGAGUGCCAAGUCCUCUUUGGAAAAGCUGGGUACCCAUGCCGUUGAUGUCAUCAGCGAUUAUCUGCGCGAGCUGUGGAAAUAUAGUCUUGGCUGUAUCGAGCGAGCUGAGGGGGCUUCCCUGAUGGAGCUUUCUGCAUUGAGAGUCAUUGUUACCCUCCCGGCAAUCUGGCCCGCAUACGCCCAGUUCCGUAUGAAAGAGGCUAUUGAGAAGGCCGGCAUUCUCGAGCCUCGUGGUCUUUUCGACACAACUUUGGAGUUCAUAUCCGAGCCGGAGGCUGCAGCUCUGGCUUCUUUGAAAGACAUGUCCGACAGAGCUGACAUGAGUGUCGGCGACCACUUUGUUGUUUGCGAUGCUGGUGGAGGCACUGUGGAUGUCAUCACCUACACUGUCGUCAAUAAACAGCCAAUCAAAGUACAAGAAAGCGUCAGAGGCGAUGGAAAGCUAUGCGGCGCGACCUUUGUGGACGAGCGGUUCCGAACCCUCCUGAAGAGCAAGAUGGCCUGGACAAUCUGGGAUAAGCUUGGAGAAGAUGGUAUAGCUCGUCUCGUAAACAACGAGUGGGAAAAUGGCAUAAAGCCACAAUUCUGUAAUGACGGCCGAGACUGGACCAUACAGAUCCCCCUCACCUCGCGGAAGAGAGAUCACGAUCAGUACAGCUGUCCAGAGAUCAACGUCAGCAACAAAGAAGUUGUUGAAGUGUUCAGCCCGAUAAUGAGUCAGGUUGUGGAACUUGUGACAACUCAGAUCCAAGAAGUCCAGAAACGCUAUAAGAAGAAGCCCAAGUUUAUCAUCUUGGUGGGCGGCUUCGGACGCUGUCGCCAUUUACAUACCUGUCUGACAAAUGGCUUGAGGGGCCAGGUUGAGAUUCUCCAGGGUUUGGGAGCACGGCCUUGGACAGCAGUAUGUCGCGGUGCAGCCAUCCGGGGGCUCGAGAAAUCCGAUAAUGCAGAAGAGUCGGCAAUCCGUUCGAGGAUUGCGAGAGCGAGCUAUGGAACUAUGUGCAACGUGACGCCCUGGACCGAAGGGGAGCAUGAUGCUCGAGACAAAGAGUGGUGCCCCGUCACGCGACUUUACAUUGCCGCUGACCAGGCUUCCUGGUUCCUGCGCAUCGGCGAGAAGAUGGAAGUAGGCAAAUCUAUCGAACUAGGCUUCCAUCAGGAUCUCGACAAACCGCUCGACAGUAUUUCUACCCAUCUAAUCUACUCCAACGCCCUCAACCCAUCCGAUAGAUGCGACGAGACGGUCAAGGAGCUCUGCCAAGUACGCUGGGCUCGAGUCCCCGAUUAUGACAGUCUGCCUUCGUGGAAGAACUCAAAGGGCACGCGUCUGAAGCGCCUAUCCUACAUCAUCAAGAUGACUUCGAACGGCGUGUCCCUGGACUUUGAGAUCUCCCACGAGGGCAGAAUCGUGGCAUCGAAGAAUGUUGUUGUCGACUACAGCGAGAGCGGAGCGGCGGCCUGCCGCUCUUCGACCGUUGCGGAUGAUGCUGAUGACGCCGUGAGCCUCGCUGAUGACGACGAUAGCGGCACAUACGUCCCCGCUGGACAUGAAGGGGCGGGAACUCCCGCCAACUCGGCCACCAUCUGGCCCGCUGAAGUUGUGAGUCGUGUGAACCAGGUCUGGGGAGGUCAGAACUGGGAUGAAUAUUCGGCUAGGGUUGAGGCCCGACAAAGGGGAUGA